ACCCAUUUACAGUGGUUGGUGUUACAGCAACGCGUUUAUUUGUUUUAGUUUUCUGCGCUUUGUUGGCGGCUCUUGAAGACACACCAGUUCAGUGCUUUUUCCAGCAGAGAUCAUUGUGAGAGCACAGGUCGGGAGGAUGACUGCUCGUGUGUGUUGCUUGAUGAUUGUUUUAUUGUGUCUGUUCGGAUAUUUGAGUAUAACCGAUGCUGGAAAAACAACAGCAAAGCCAGGAAAGUGUCCACCCCAAUCAUCUGGGAAUAAAUCGUGUAGUAGUUCCUGUAAGAGUGACUCCAACUGUCCCAACAAUGAGAAGUGCUGCAGCAAUGGCUCUGGAAAUUACUGUACAGCUCCAUAUAUAGUGAAACCAGGUCAAUGUCCCGACCCAAAGAACAUUCCACUGUCUGCUGAAAGCUGUGACCAUGAUGGCCAGUGUCCUGCCACACAGAAAUGUUGCCCAACCACCAGUGGACGUGCAUGCAGUGAACCACGUGGCCAGGGGAGUGGCUCUGGCUCUGGUCAGGGGAGCGGUCAGGGCCAGGGAAGUGGCACUGGCUUUGGCCAGGGAAGUGGCUUUGGUCAGGGGAGCGGCUCUGGCUUUGGCCAGGGAAGUGGCUUUGGUCAGGGGAGCGGCUCUGGCUUUGGUCAGGGAAGUGGCUUUGGUCAGGGCAGCGGUCAGGGCCAGGGAAUCGGCUCUGGCCAGGGGAGUGGUCAGGGAAGCGGUCAGGGAAGUGGCUUUGGUCAGGGGAGUGGCCAGGGAAGUGGCUUUGGCCAGGGAAGCGGCUUUGGUCAGGGCCAGGGCAGUGGAUUUGGCCAGGGGAGCGGCUUUGGUCAGGGGAGUGGUCAGGGCCAGGGAAGCGGUUCUGGAUUUGGCCAGGGAAGCGGCUUUGGUCAGGGGAGCGGUCAGGGCCAGGGA
Molecule: messenger RNA, 913 nt
Organism: Carassius auratus (goldfish)
Lineage: Eukaryota; Metazoa; Chordata; Actinopteri; Cypriniformes; Cyprinidae
Product: keratin-associated protein 6-2-like
Exons: 4
Cellular component (GO): extracellular region
Molecular function (GO): peptidase inhibitor activity
Source: RefSeq, a predicted model, not a curated record